GAGCAUGUGCCUCCAUGUGCUUUGUGCCUCCAUUAUCCUCCAUCAAUAUCAUCAUCCAUCAUACGUUUUCAAUAUUCUUCUCCCCACCUACCUAAUACAUCCAUUCUUCCAAUCUUUCAUAAGUUUUUUCCUUUCACAAUUGCCAGGAAAGAUCUUCUGACACUUAGAUUCUUCCUGUCAGAGCCCAGAGCCCCCCCUGCUAAUCAUACCCCAAAGGGUUUAUAGGACUUCUGCCUGCUUCUCUCUGAUAGCUCUUUGCUGCAUAGAAUAGACAGUAGCAAGAAAUAUAUUGCAAUUUCUCUGAAUAAUCUGAAUCUUCAACUGCAAGAAACGUUUUCUGCAAGAGAUUUUUAUCUUUCCCUGCACUGCAUGUUGAAUAAUCUGAAUCUUUACAUUGUUGUGGGCGGCUGGCAGCGACAUAUGGCGCGGCAGUUGAGUGAGGAUGUCACGGGUUCGAGUCACGGGUUGGGUUCCCUUUUGUUGAAACAAAUGUAGGAAGAAGAGGGAAAAAGGUGAGGUCGUUUUUUAAAGGACUGAAAAUUCGUCUCAUAUUUCAACUGGUAAGAUUCGAUCUUUGGACCUUUUGAGCUUUGUAAGGCAUGGAUUCAAGUGGAGAUUCGAACUUUCGGCAGCUUUAUCUGCAACGCCUUGUUGGAGCGCUGAAUGCCUUGAACAGGCCCGGUAUCAGAGCUCCAGGUAAUGAAGAUGAGGUCGCGGGUUCGAGUCGCAACAUAAAGCUUGCAGCCGAUGUAUCCCUCGCGCUAACUGCAAAUCGCACGGCCUGGAGCCGUGCCCUCCUGAAUAGAAUUUCAAGCGAUGAGAGAAGCCGGCCUGCUCUGAGAAAAAUUCUGGGGCCCAAGCAUUUCCAAGCGUUGAUAAUUGCUCAGAGGGCCAGAAAACGAUCUCGUUUGAAGUUGCAGUCUAAGAUGAAACAAGCUUCUCGUGGGCAGAGAAGCGAAGAUGGCUUAUCUUUGUAUAGAUGUUUCUGUUCCAAGAGAUUGGAUCCUGCGACCUCAUCUGAAGCAAGUCUUGUUAAGAAGCGUAAGAGGAAGCUGCAAAGCCUGGUUCCAGGUGGGACAUCAAUGGACACCUUUUCCUUGCUUGAUGAAACAGCACACUAUAUCACAUCUCUUACAACACAGGUAGAAGUCCUCCAAUCCUUAGUAGAUUCUGUCAAUAAUAACCAACACCCAGAUUGAAAAAUAUUCUGCUCACAAAGAUCCCAAAGAAAUGUUUCCCAUGGAUUGGGAGUAUACUUCUCUCAAGUUUUUUAUUGCUUUUUUAAGGCAUCCUAAAAUGGCCUCUUUUUAUUGCUUCUGAAGGCAUCCAAAAAUGCCAUUUUUUACUGCCAACAUCUGCACCUUAUUCUUGAAUUCAGGUACUUUGUCGGCUAAA
Cryptomeria japonica (Japanese cedar) is the source of this 1395-nucleotide messenger RNA. Its product is annotated as transcription factor IBH1. The transcript has a single exon. Lineage: Eukaryota; Viridiplantae; Streptophyta; Pinopsida; Cupressales; Cupressaceae. Gene Ontology annotation, biological process: regulation of DNA-templated transcription. Gene Ontology annotation, molecular function: protein dimerization activity. The record is from RefSeq and is a predicted model, not a curated record. Bases 600 to 1199 code for a protein of 199 amino acids.